CUUUGUUUUUGUUUUGAUAGCUUCGAAAAUUCUUGAAAAACAAUUUUAAUCGAUUUUAAGCGAAAUUACUUUGAAAAUUCAGAUAAAUUUGUGUUAAAUUUAUUCAAAAAAGCACAAAAUGGGAGAUAAUUUUGGAAUUCAUCGCCCAAAUGAGGUGAAACAGAUCAAAACAUCGAAUUCAGGAACGCCUUCUGAUGAAUUGGGAUCCACGGGACAGAGUAAUUUGUCGGAUUUUUUGAUGCAAUUGGAGGAUUACACGCCAACUAUUCCUGAUGCUGUAACCAAUCAUUAUCUUAACUCUGCUGGCUUUGAUGCGAGUUCAGAUCCACGAAUUGUUCGUUUGAUCUCCAUUGCUGCCCAAAAGUUCAUCUCAGACAUCGCAAAUGACGCAUUAAUUCAUUGCAAGACACGUACGAGCAACGCAAAUUCAAGUCAUGCAUCCAGCAAACAACAAAAGGAUAAAUCUGCAAAGGAUCGCAAAUUCACAAUGACCAUGGAAGAUCUUCAACCUGCUUUGAAUGAUUACGGAAUCACGGUUCGCAAGGCACAUUACUUCGUCUAAAACCUUUUAAAAAUGAAAUUCCUGAAAAAUAUUAAAAAAUUUGGAGAUAUGUUAUUUUCAAAGUUUAUUAUUUAUAAAAUUAGACUAUUUUUUACAAUUUUUUUUUUUUUUUGAUCAACAACGUGAGUUUUUUUUUAAAGUUAGCUAUCGUUAAAUAGAA
Messenger RNA from Culicoides brevitarsis, 722 nucleotides. It is a transcript of the gene Taf10b, whose product is annotated as transcription initiation factor TFIID subunit 10. Gene Ontology annotation, cellular component: transcription factor TFIID complex; SAGA complex; nucleus. The record is from RefSeq and is a predicted model, not a curated record. Gene Ontology annotation, molecular function: promoter-specific chromatin binding; RNA polymerase II general transcription initiation factor activity. Gene Ontology annotation, biological process: transcription initiation at RNA polymerase II promoter. Bases 119 to 562 code for a protein of 147 amino acids. The transcript has 3 exons. NCBI's taxonomy places the organism in Eukaryota, Metazoa, Arthropoda, Insecta, Diptera, Ceratopogonidae.